Messenger RNA from Tetrahymena thermophila SB210, 3574 nucleotides. RefSeq names its product phospholipid-translocating P-type ATPase, flippase family protein. Gene Ontology annotation, molecular function: magnesium ion binding; ATP hydrolysis activity; ATPase-coupled intramembrane lipid carrier activity. The record is from RefSeq and is a predicted model, not a curated record. NCBI's taxonomy places the organism in Eukaryota, Ciliophora, Oligohymenophorea, Hymenostomatida, Tetrahymenidae. Gene Ontology annotation, biological process: retrograde vesicle-mediated transport, Golgi to endoplasmic reticulum; phospholipid translocation; endocytosis. Gene Ontology annotation, cellular component: trans-Golgi network; plasma membrane; endosome. The transcript is spliced from 9 exons.
AAAAAUUAAUAUCUCAUAAAAAAUCAGCAAUAAGCACUUUAAUACUUUAAGAAAUUAAAAUUAAUAAAUACCCUUUAGAUAAAUUGAAUUACUCUCCCCCUUAAAAGAUAACCCAAUCUCCGAGGCCAUUAAAUAAAUAAAAAGUUAGGCUAAAUAAAAUGGCUGAGGACUCAGGUGAUGAGAUAGAACUUUAAAUGAAGGAUUAGAAUGAUGUUAGUGAUGGGAAAAAUUAUUUAGAGCCUAAUGGGCAAGAAGAGGAUCUUUUGUUUAAAAAGAAUAAAAAUAAAAAGAAAUCAGUUAGUUUUUUUUCCAAGCUGUACAAUUGCUUGAGUGGUAAUUCUUAGCAUGAAGGAGAUAGAAAAAUUUACUUAGAUGGGCAUUCAGUGCCUAAAAUAAAUGUGCAAAAUGUUGUGAGAAAUCAAAAAUAUAACAUUUUUACUUUUAUUCCUUGUGUGCUUUACAAUCAAUUCAAGUUUUUCUUCAACUUUUUUUAUUUAUUAAUAUGCAUUUCUCAGUUUAUUCCAGCCUUAACUGUAGGGUUUCUCUUCACUUACAUAGCUCCUUUAGCUUUUGUGCUAAUUUUAACUAUGAUUAAAGAUGCAUACGACGAUUACAAAAGAUAUAAAAGAGACAAAGAAGCAAAUAGUUCACUUUAUGAAGUUAUUGUCAACGGACAAAUAAAAUUAAUUCCUAGUAUGAACUUAAAAGUAGGAUAAAUCGUAAAAGUAAAUUUAAAAUAAAGAAUUCCUGCUGAUUUAAUUAUACUCACUGCUUCUGAGCCAAAUGGUACUGUUUUUAUCCGUACAGACUAGCUUGAUGGUGAAACAGACUGGAAAAUUAGAAAAUGUAUCAGACAUACACAAAACGAAGUCGACUUUUAAAAUGCUGUAAGUCUUUAAAAGCUGGGAGGUCACGUUGUCAUUAACUAGCCUUAAGAAAAUAUCUAUGAGUUUUCAGGUUUAUAUAAAUUUAAUGAUCACUAAGAACCACUUAAUUUAGAAAACACUCUCUGGUGCAACACAAUUUUAGCAUCUGGACAUAUAUGGGGUUUGGUCAUACACACAGGAAAGGAAACAAGAAUGGCUAUGAAUUCAAGGCAUCCUAGAAGCAAAUUUGGGCUCUUUGAUGAAGAAGUCAACUAGCUAUCAAAAAUAUUAUUUUACUUUAUGAUUAUCCUUUCAUUUGUAAUGAUACUUUUCCAUGGAUUCACAUCUCUAUGGGUAAUUUAGUAUUUCCGUUACCUACUUUUGCUAAGUAGCAUCAUACCCAUUUCCUUAAGAGUUAACAAUGACUUUGCAAAAGCAGUAUUCUCCUAUUAAAUUCAAAACGAUAAGUCUAUUGAAGGUACAGUCGCAAGAAACUCUAAUAUACCAGAAGAAUUAGGAAGAAUAUAAUACGUUUUGGCAGAUAAAACAGGAACUCUCACACAAAACGAUAUGAUAUUUAAAAAGAUUAUUAUCAGUGAGAAAUAAUAUACAGAAGAAGACUUCAAUGAAAUUAGAUCCAUUCUUUCCAAACAUUGCCAAAAACACAAAGGUCCACUUUCUGAUGUAGAAGGUGAUACAAUUGCAGAAAAUAAAAGGCAUUUGCGCAGAAAAAAUGAUUAUUUACUUAGAGAUGCAAUCACAGCACUAGCAGUCUGCCACAACGUUACUCCAGUUAUUGAAGACGGAGAAACCGUUCUUUAAGCAUCAAGUCCUGAUGAGCAUGCACUUGUGAAAUUCGCACAAAGCUUAAAUAUAACUCUGCUUUCAAGAGAUGAGCAAAAAGUAGUUGUAAGAAAUGCUGCUAAAGAAGAAGAGCACUUUGAAAUUCUUGCUUGCUUUCCCUUCAGCUCCGAAACCAAAAGAAUGGGUAUACUUGUUAGACACUAAAAGACCAAUAAAAUUAUAUACUACUUGAAAGGUGCUGAUGCUAUCAUGGUAACGAGAGUAAGAAAAGUUUACCAUCCACUUAUCAAUGAUGACUGUGACAAUCUAGCUAGAGAAGGUCUUCGUACUCUUGUUGUUGCACAAAAGCUGAUUUCAGAAGAGUUUUACAAGGAUUGGAGAGCCAAGUACAAUAAAGCAUAAGAACACAUGCAAAAUAGAAAUGCAAAAAUUAGAGAAGUUGCUGAGUUAUUAGAAGUAGAUAUGGAGCUUUUAGCUGUUACAGGUGUAGAAGAUAAACUUCAAGAUGAAGUCUGCUCUACAAUUGAAAGUAUGAGGUAAGGUGGGAUAAAAGUGUGGAUGCUUACAGGAGAUAAAGUAGAAACAGCUAAAUGUAUAGCAAUCAGUGCAGGUUUGUAAUCAAGAAAUUAAGAAAUAUUUGAAAUCAAAGAUGAAACAGAUGAAAUGGCUAUAAGAGAACUGAUUAAUAAAUUUUCUCAUAAAUCUGAUUGUGUUUUACUAAUUGAUGGUGUAUCACUGACUAGAGUAAUAUAAUCUUGCUCAAAAAUUUUCUUUGAAACUGCUUGCCAAGCUCCAGCUGUAAUUUGUUGUAGAUGUGCACCCAAAUAAAAGGCUGAAGUUACAGAGAUGCUUAAAAAAUACUCCAAAAAAAGAGUACUUUGUAUUGGUGAUGGUGGUAAUGAUGUCGGUAUGAUAUAAUGUGCUCAUGUAGGAGUAGGUAUUGUAGGAAAAGAAGGAAAACAAGCUGCUUUAGCCUCUGAUUUUUCAAUUUUAGAAUUCAAACACAUCAAGUAGUUAUUAUUUUGGCAUGGUAGAAACUCAUAUAAAAAAGCAACCACAUUAAGUUUGUUUGUCAUCCAUAGAGGUUUAAUUAUAAGUAUUAUCUAAUUUGUUUUCAGUAGUGUCUUCUAUUUUGUAGCCAUUCCUAUUUACAAUGGUAUGCUGAUGCUUGGUUAUUCAACUUUUUAUACAUCUUUACCUGUCUUCUGUUUGAUUUUUGACUAAGAUAUUUCUUAAAAAAUGGUUCAACAGUACCCUUAAUUAUAUAAAACUCUAUAAAGAAACAAAAGAAUGAGCACAAAAUCAAUAUUAGUAUGGAUCUGGAUUAGCAUUUACUAAGGAGCUUUAAUCAUGCUUAUGACUUUAACUAUGUUUAAAGAAGCCUUUUUAAAUAUUGUGACCAUUACAUUUACGUCAUUAAUUUUUAUUGAGCUUUUGAAUGUAUACUCAUAGAUUCAUACAUUCCAUUUUGCAAUGGUAGUAAGUCAGGUAUUCACGUUCCUUUUAUAUGUUCUAAGUAUCAUAUUCUUAAAUAAUUAUAUUGAUACUGCUUAAAUAAAUAUUCACUUCUUUGUUAAAGUUUCUUUGAUUUGCUUAUGCACAUGGCUACCUGUUCAUACAUUUAAGAUAAUUUAAUAAGCUUGUUAUCCUAGUGAAGAAAAAAAAAUAAUGCGUCAAGUAUUUACCUUAAAAGAUUUCUUAGGAGUUUUAAUAGGAUUUGCUAGCUUAUUGAUAUUUGUAUUUUUAUAUGCAAAUUGAUUUAUAAUUUUAAUUGUUUAAUAUAAAUAAAUUAUGUAGUUUUAAUAUUUUAUUUUUAAUAAAAAUACUUUAAUGUUAAUUAUACUUCGUUUACAUCUAUAAUUAUUAUCUUAAAUGUUUGUCAGUUAUUUCCAAUUUAUUUAUAC